CGGGCUUCCUUCCGGUCCGCUGGCUCCGGAAGCUGCGGUCCGCUGGUUGGUCUCCAGUCACCAUGGCGCUGGCUGUCCUGCGAGUCCUGGAGCCCUUCCCGACGGAGACACCCCCGCUGGCCGUGCUGCUGCCCCCCGGGGGCCCAUGGCCAGCGGCGGGGCUGGGCCUAGUGCUGGCGCUGCGGCCUGCGAGCGAGGGCCCCACGGGGCCCGCCCUGCUAGUGGCGGCCCUGGAGGGACCGGCCCGGCGCUAGGCUGGGCGCUGCUGGGCGCCUCGCCCGGGCCGGGGUUCGGGCCUCGGAUCGGGCCGUUGCUAGUGAGACGCGGGGAGACCCUCCCGAUGCCGGGGCCGCGCGUCUUGGAGACGCGGCCGGCGCUGCAGGGGCUGCUGGGCCCCGGGACCCGGCUGGCCGUGACUGAGCUCCGCGGACGGCCCAGACUGGGCCCCGAGCCGGGGGACAGCAGCCGGCCCCCGCCCCCGCCUGUGGUGUCGUCCUUCGCUGCGUCCAGCGCGGCGCGGCAGCUCCAGGGAGCGCUGGGGGGCACCGGAGAUGCGCUGGGCGUGAGCCGGCCCUGCCUCCGCGGCCUCGGCCUUUUCCAGGGCGAGUGGGUGUGGGUGGCCCGGGCCGGAGAGUCUUCGGACACUGCCCAGCCGCACUUGGCCAAGGUGCAGGUCCUGGAGCCUCGCUGGGACCUCGCCGAGAGGCUGGGACCCAGCUCCGGGCAGCCGCGAGAGCAACUCGCCGAGCGUCUGGCGCUAGUGUCCGCCACACUGGCUUUUAAUCUCGGCUGUGACCCCCUGGAAGUGGGAGAGCUCAGAAUUGAGAGGUACACGGAAGGCUCCGUCAGCCCAGAAGACAAAAGAAGCUGCUCAUUGCUGCCCCAGCCUCCAUUUGCCAGAGAGUUACACAUCGAAAUUGUGUCCUCUCCCCACUACAGCACUAGUGGAAAUUAUGACCAGAUUCUUUAUCGGCACUUUCAGACACCCAGGGCGGUCCAGGAAGGCGAUGUCCUGUGUGUGCCAACGGCUGGGCAAGUAGAAACUCUGGAAGGAAGUCUGGAGAGACUGCCCAGGUGGCACGAGGUAUUUUUUAAAGUGAAGAAAACCAUCGGGGAUGCUCCAGGUGGGCCACCUGGUGCCUACUUAGCCGACACCACACACACCUCCUUGUACAUGGUGGGCUCCACCCUAAGCCCUGUGCCUGCCUGCCUUUCCGAAGGGCCUGGUCUCUGGAGCAGCUUAUCCCCUCCCGGCCUAGAGGCCUUGGUGACAGCACUCUGUGCUGCCCUGAAGCCUCGUCUGCAGCCGGGGGGCACCCUGCUGACAGGCACAAGCUGUGUCCUUCUGCGGGGCCCCCCGGGAAGUGGGAAGACCACUGCGGUAGCUGCUGCCUGCAGUCGCCUUGGACUGCACUUGUUGAAGGUGCCCUGCUCCAGCCUCUGUGCAGACAGCAGCGCGGCCACAGAGGCAAAGCUGCAGGCUGCCUUCUCCCGGGCCCGCACCUGCCGUCCUGCUGUCCUGCUGCUCACCGCUGUGGACCUGCUGGGCCGUGACCGCGACGGGCUGGGCGAGGACCCCCGGGUGGUGGCUGCACUAUGUCACCUCCUCCUCAGUGAGGAUCCCCCCAGCAGCUGCCCUCCACUGAUGGUUGUGGCCACCACAAGCCGGGCCCAGGACCUGCCCACCGACGUGCAGGCAGCAUUUCCCCACGAGCUGGAGGUGCCGGUGCUGUCCGAGGGCCAGCGGCUCUGCAUCCUGCGGGCCCUCACUGCCCACCUGCCCCUGGGCCAGGAGGUGAACCUGGCACAGCUGGCCCGGCGGUGUGCGGGGUUUGUGGCAGGGGACCUGUGCACCCUUCUGACCCACAGCAGCCGUGCUGCCUGUGCCAGGAUCAAGAGCUUGGGUUCAGGGGGCAGCCUGAGUGAGGAGGACGAGGCCGAGCUGUGUGCCGCCGGCUUCCCCCUCCUGGCCGAGGACUUCGGGCAGGCGCUGGAGCAGCUGCAGACAGCUCACUCCCAGGCUGUGGGGGCGCCCAAGAUCCCCUCCGUGUCCUGGCACGAUGUGGGUGGGCUGCAGGAGGUGAAGAGGGAGAUCCUGGAGACCAUCCAGCUCCCCCUGGAACACCCGGAGCUGCUGGGGCUGGGCCUGCGACGCUCCGGCCUUCUGCUCCAUGGCCCCCCAGGCACUGGAAAGACCCUGCUGGCCAAGGCGGUGGCCACAGAGUGCAGCCUGACCUUCCUCAGUGUGAAGGGGCCGGAGCUCAUCAACAUGUACGUGGGCCAGAGCGAGCAGAAUGUGCGGGAAGUGUUUUCCAGGGCCAGGGCGGCUGCCCCAUGCAUCAUCUUCUUUGAUGAGCUGGACUCCUUGGCUCCAAGCCGGGGACGAAGUGGAGACUCUGGAGGCGUGAUGGACAGGGUGGUGUCUCAGCUCCUGGCUGAGCUGGACGGGCUUCACAGCACCCAGGACGUGUUUGUGAUCGGGGCCACCAAUAGACCAGACCUUCUGGACCCUGCCCUCCUGCGGCCUGGCAGAUUCGACAAGUUGGUGUUCGUUGGAGCGAGCGAAGACCGGGCCUCCCAGCUACGUGUUCUGAGCGCCAUCACCCACAAGUUCAAGCUCGAGCCCUCAGUGAGCCUGGUGAAUGUGCUGGACCGCUGCCCUCCCCAGCUGACGGGAGCCGACCUCUACUCUCUCUGCUCUGAUGCCAUGACCUCCGCCCUCAAACGCAGGGUUCAUGAUCUGGAGGAAGGGCUGGAGCUCGGGAGCUCCACGCUGUUGCUCACCAUGGAGGACCUGCUACAGGCCGCUGCCCGGUUGCAGCCCUCCGUCAGCGAGCAGGAGCUGCUCCGGUACAAGCACAUCCAGUGCAAGUUUGCUGCCUGCUAGGAGCUGUCUGGUGCUAGGACCUACCCACCAUGACCAAAGGAGAUGCGCUGGAUGCAAGAGAUGUCAGGGCAUGUUCAAGGGUAUCUCCUGCUUUUUUCCACGCCAGCGGGAGACUGCCAGCUGCUCAGGAGGCCUAGUCCCAGGACAGCCCUGAGGCCUGUUUUGCAGCAGAAAAUAAAGUGUGUGCUGCCCCCUG
Molecule: messenger RNA, 3083 nt
Organism: Chinchilla lanigera (long-tailed chinchilla)
Lineage: Eukaryota; Metazoa; Chordata; Mammalia; Rodentia; Chinchillidae
Gene: Pex6
Product: peroxisomal biogenesis factor 6
Biological process (GO): protein import into peroxisome matrix
Cellular component (GO): cytosol; peroxisomal membrane
Molecular function (GO): ATP hydrolysis activity; ATP binding
Source: RefSeq, a predicted model, not a curated record